ACCAGCAUUACUGAUCAUUUCGCCAUGAUACGAACGCGUUGCGUCUGUCACGCAGUGGUUAGUUGACCAGUAACAGGAACGCGCGUAGUUUUGAGUCUCAUUUUACGUUUCCCGCGUAUUUUACGGGCGUGAUUUAUUGUGAAAAUAAUUUAAAUUAUUUAGUUUGAAAGUGUUGUAGAAGUUGUUAUAGAAUAAGACUGAAAAAUGGAUGUUCCAGUAAGAGAAAGUGUUUUGUGGCGUGUCUUCCCAGCCAGAUACAUAUUGGCAGUUCUUGGGUCCAUAGGCUUUGCAAUAGUCUAUGGACUCAAAGUGAACCUUUCAGUUGCCAUGGUGGGAAUGCUUAACCACACUGUGAUCAAGAUGGCCCAGGUAGCUGAAGGUGGACAUGAGAACAAGAGUGUACAAGAGUUGUUGGGAGGGGAAGAGGAAUGUGCCCCGACUGGGGGAAGCAGCAAUGUUACAGAACAAGAUGGUCCCUUCGUGUGGUCUUCCGAAGUACAAGGCAUUGUCCUGAGUUGUUAUUUCUGGGGAUAUUUCGUAUCACAGUUACCUGCUGCCCGCAUAGCAGAGUUGUACUCAGCGAAAUGGGUGAUGUUCUUCAGCGUGUUCAUCAACGUGGUGUGCACUCUGCUUACUCCGGUCAUGUGUGAACUGCAUUAUUCUGCUGCUGUGCUCAUGAGGAUCGGGGAAGGCAUUGGUGGGGGUGUGACAUUCCCGGCGAUGCACACGCUGCUGUCUAAAUGGGCGCCACCAUCAGAGCGCAGCUUCAUGGCAGCGUUGACGUAUGCCGGCACCUCGCUCGGUACUGUCAUCUCUAUGCUGAUGGCGGGAGUUCUUACUGCUAAUAUCGGUUGGGAGAGCGUAUUCUAUGUGAUGGGAGGUUUAUCGCUCAUAUGGUGCGUGCUAUGGGUGGUGUUAGUUCAGGACUCGCCGCAACAGCAGCGGUUCAUGACGGCUGAUGAGAGAGCUAUGGUCACCACGGCUCUGGGCAACCAGGGACAGCAGUCGCAUAAGCAUAACCACCCAGUGCCAUGGCGAGCAGUAUUCACAUCGCCGGCAUUCCUGGCUAUCCUGGUAGCUCACACGUGUUCCAACUUCGGCUGGUACAUGGUGCUCAUUGAGUUGCCCUUCUACAUGAAGCAGGUGCUCAAGUUUAAUAUGACUGAGAACGCAUUAGCGGUGUCUAUGCCAUUCCUAUCUCUGUGGUUCUUCAGCAUGGUGUUGAGUCGCACCCUGGACUGGCUGCGCGGCAAGUCCAUCAUCACCACCACCACGGCCAGGAAGAUUGGCACUAUAUGUGCAUCUCUAGUGCCAGGAGGCUGUUUGCUAGCGAUCUGCUACAUCGGCUGCAGCCGGGCGGCGGCGGUGGCGCUCAUGGCGGUCGCCGUCACGUCCAUCGCCGGCAUGUUCUGCGGCUUCCUCUCCAACCAUAUCGACAUCUCGCCUAAUUUCGCUGGUACACUGAUGGCUAUCACGAACACAGUGGCGACAGUACCCGGCAUUGUGGUGCCCAUCUUCGUAGGAUACGUCACUCAUGGAAACCAAACAAUACACGCAUGGCGCAAGAUAUUCUUCACCACCAUAGGCUUAUAUGUCAUCGAGUUGGUAAUGUACACUAUAUUCGGCUCCGGAGAGGAACAACCUUGGAACAAAGUGGAGACUGAAGACAAGAAGGAAAGCAAGCCUCUUAAUAAUGAAUAAUUUUACUAUAGAGUGAAUAAGAAAGUUUUAAAAGGAAAUUUCUCAAAAAUAUGUGAACGUCAAAAUUACAAAAGUCAGUCUCAUAGAAUUUCUAUCCUUUAUUUUUCCCUUUAACACGUUCGAGGACAGAACGAGAUUAAACGUCAUCGUUCGAAAUUUUGAUAUGGCACAACGUACAAUGACGUCCAAAUAACUUUUUGACUUUACAACAGAACGUUCAUUUCCGGUGAAAGUUCAAGUUAAAAUCCUAUUGAAUGUAUCUUGAGUUACAACAUGUAAAAUACCCGAAGCUGUACUGUCACGUAGAGUAAGUUUUAAACUAUUUCAAAUAAGUUCCGUUGACAGUGGGCGGUAACGGUACUCAACACGCACAACGCGCAACGUGUAUACACGUCCCGCGCGCACACCGCGCUCGGUUGUGUCAUGACGUCUUUUAAAAAUAUAUUUUCAUGGGACGCUACGUGCAUACACGUCGUAUAAUUUGUAUGGACAUUUACUGUGUCAUUUUGGUAAACAAUCUCAAGUUGUAGCGUCCGCGAAAGUGGAAUAGGAAGAAGUAAAAUAAGUCAAUUGAUGUGAAUACUACUGCCUUUUAGUUAAGUUUAAACCUAACUAGGUACGACUGUUUAGUUUACAAAAAACUUAAAACUAUGACUUACAAGGAUCUGUCUAAAUGUUGUGAACUCUAUCGCAAUUGACUGCCUAGGCAGGUUUAUAUCCAUCCUCCGAGCCUUUUUCCAAGUAUAAUGGGGUCGGCUUCCAGUCAAGGCAGGUUUGUAAAGAAUGAUAAUUAAAAAAAAAAAUAGUAGAGAUUUUAUAAUACUUUUAUUUCCUAAAUUACGCUUUAAAUGUUUAGGUAAUCAAUAUAAUAUUAGCUAAUUAAAUAUUUACUGACUUUAUUUAAAGUGGCAGGAAUAAUCUAAGGAUAAUACAUAUUUUGUGGUCUAUCGUAUGUAUAAUGAAUAGUAUUUUUGUAACAAUAACUUUAUUGUUUUUAAUAGGAUUAUAACUGUAUGCGAAAAUGAAAAUUUAGUUUUUACCUAUUUUUAUUUUAAUUGUGAGAGAGGUUAGAUUAUACAUUGGUAAAAAUUAUACUUUUUUGUAAAGGACGAAUUUUCACAGCUUUAUUUUUAGGUGACUUUCGUAUAAAAUUGCGCAACUAAAGUUAAUACGAAAAAAAGUUUUAACUAAUGAUAACAUAAUAUUAUGUUUUCGAUUGAAAUAGAUAUUGGAAGAAAGAUUUCUGAGCUUUUUUGCAAGUCCUAGUAAUUUCUCUCUAUUUAUGGAUCUCGACAAAGUUCUUUUUUGUGACACACUAAUAAAAGUACCUAAAAUUACUGUUUUAUUUUGAAAAUAAUGUGUUUUUUUUUGUAUUUUUAGAUUAUUAUGGACUGACAAAAUUAUGAAAAUAUAGUGUGUAGUGUUUUCAAAGUUUCAUAUGAAAUUAUUAUGCAUUUAUAUUCAAAAUAUUUAAAAAUUGUACUUAUACUUGAAAGUUUGCUUACCAAAGACAUUUUGUGUACUUACGCAAAGGUUUUUUUAUAAAUAAAAAUUAUUUGUUUUA
Molecule: messenger RNA, 3265 nt
Organism: Helicoverpa zea (corn earworm)
Lineage: Eukaryota; Metazoa; Arthropoda; Insecta; Lepidoptera; Noctuidae
Gene: MFS3
Product: sialin
Exons: 11
Coding region: 205-1701 (498 amino acids)
Biological process (GO): monoatomic anion transport; transmembrane transport
Molecular function (GO): transmembrane transporter activity
Source: RefSeq, a predicted model, not a curated record